AAAUAUUCAAAUUUUGGUAAGAAUUGAGAAUAAGAGUUGUAAAUGAUUUGAAUAUGCAGAAAAGCUUAAGCUUUCAAGGCAGAGGAAUUGUUUAGAUUUCGAGUCUUCUUCUGUUCAGAUUGAUUGUCGUAUUCAAAAAUUCACCAUACAUACGUGGAGUAAGGCACCAAAAAUGGUGGUUGAGAAACGCGGGUGAGAUUAGAAAAUCCUCCCACCCCUCCUCAGGCGCCCCAAUAACUCUCUCACUACGAGCGCCCAUCGCUUUACCAUUUGCCUCCAUCCAUCCAAUUCCACUUGGUUGGAUAUUUCAAACUUGGGCUCUGCUUUGUGUUUUGCCGUCAAGCUAAAGCAUUUACACUCGCCAGAAGAGAACAUACAGCUUCCAUUAUAAUAUUUGGGUUUCUGUAACAAACACAGAAAAGACUAAAAAAAGAGAAAGAGGGCUUGUUUCCUUUUCCUUUGUCGACGGUGGAAACAAACCCAUAAUCUUCCUUUUUUCUCUUUUUCGUUUUCCUUCUUUCUUUUGUUUAAUUCAUUCCCUUUUCUUACUUUACACCAACUAAUUGCUCAUUGGGGGGGUUGAAACAGAGCUUCCGGUCCUUUUUCUUCUUAUUCUUCGUCUUCAUUGUUUCCGAUUACACCCAGUUUUUUAUUGUUUUGAUUUUCCUUCUUUUUCCUUUCCGGGGUUGUUUUUUUCGAUGGUUUGCAUGAUGGGUUUUUGGGUUUUUGGGUUUUGAAGAACGUUUCUGUUGAAGAGGGGUGGUGGGAUUUUGAGGUAAAGGAAAUUGGGGUGGAGGAGGAGGAAUGACUUGGAGAAGAGUGUUGAAGUCCGUGCAGGCACUUUUGGCCCACGGUUCACUCUUCUGUUUCACGCUCUUGCUCGUUCUCAAGCUCGAUCAUUUCGUCUCCCACAGUUGGUGGGUUGUAUUUUUUCCACUUUGGGUGUUUCAUGUGGUUGUUGCUCGAGGAAGGUUCUCAUUACCUGCCCCAUCUCUUCCUCAUAAUCGCCAUUGGGCACCCUGCCAUGCUGUUGUUGCGACACCUUUGCUUAUAGCAUUUGAAUUACUUCUUUGUGUAUACCUCGAGAGCUUAUCUGUUUAUGGUUUCACUGCUGUGAACUUGAAGAUUGUCUUUCUACCGUUGCUGGCAUUUGAAAUCAUUAUUUUAAUCGAUAAUUUCAGAAUGUGUAGGUCACUGAUGCCUGGUGAUGAUGAAAGCAUGAGUGAUGAAGCAAUAUGGGAGACACUGCCUCAUUUUUGGGUUGCCAUUUCAAUGGUCUUCUUUGUUGCUGCUACAGUAUUUACUCUACUGAAGCUUUCUGGGAACGUUGGUGCCCUUGGCUGGUGGGACUUGUUUAUAAAUUUUGGCAUUGCUGAGUGCUUUGCAUUUCUUGUAUGUACAAAGUGGUCUAAUCCAGCAAUUCAUAGAAAUAUUCAAACAAGAGAACGUUGUUCAUCAUCAUCAGUAGUUAGAUAUCUAGAUUGGAACAGUGGUCUAAUAGUUUAUCCAGAGCAGGAUCAGCAUCAGGACAGAAUUUGUGGCCUUCAAGACAUUGGAGGACAUAUUAUGAAAAUUCCCAUAAUUAUUUUUCAAAUUCUACUAUGCAUGUAUUUAGAGGGAACGCCUGCAGCUGCUAAAAAUAUGCCACUUCCCAUCCUUUUCUCGCCUCUUUUUAUGUUGCAAGGUGCUGCUGUUAUUUAUGCUACAUCUAGAUUGUUAGAGAAAGCAGUACUUCUCUUAAGAGGCGGAUCUGGCACAGCAUUGUAUUUCAGUUUUUCAAUUAGGGCUCAUGCCUGUUUGGAGUUCUUUCAUCAUGGUUCAAGGCUAUUGGGGUGGUGGUCAAUUGAUGAAAGCAGUCGAGAGGAGCAGGCACGAUUGUACCACGAGGGUGCCUCUGGGUACAAUACUUUUAGCGGAUAUCCUCCCGAGGUUGUGAAGAAGAUGCCCAAGAAAGAUCUUGCAGAGGAGGUGUGGCGCCUUCAAGCUGCUCUUGGAGAGCAGACAGAAAUCACCAAAUACAGUCAGCAGGAAUAUGAAAGACUUCAAAAUGAAAAGGUGUUAUGUCGGGUUUGUUUUGAGGGAGAAAUUAGCGUGGUUCUUCUUCCGUGUAGGCAUCGCGUACUAUGCAGUUCCUGCUCUGAGAAGUGUAAAAAGUGCCCGAUAUGUCGCGUUGUUAUCGAAGAACGCUUGCCGGUAUAUGAUGUAUAGAUCUUUAACCAAUCUAAAGGAAGAACCAAGUGCAUAUUGAUGGUGGGGAAUUGACAAGAGUUUCGGUUAUAUUGAAGGAUUGGAAGUGUUGGUGGUUGGUUCAUUAUAAAUACUGAUUCAAGAAAAGAUACUUUGGUAUAGAAAAUGCAGUUGCAAUACUGAACUCUAAGCCUUGCUUGAACUCUUCUCAUUUUUUAAAUGUAAAGAAGUGGGUCUCUGUGAGGGUAAUUAACAAUGACAGUAGAAUACAAGUCAGUUGAUCUUGUUAUUGUAUAAUUCAGGUUUUCUUUUUCACACAAUUCUCUGUAUAGAACAACUUUUUUACCUCCAAUUAUAAUCCAAGUUUCUUGCUCACCCUCCCUGGGUAAAUAUAGGGCAAACAGCAAAUGCUGAAAGUUCUUUUGA
Cucumis sativus (cucumber) is the source of this 2613-nucleotide messenger RNA. RefSeq lists its product as uncharacterized. The coding region runs from base 805 to 2208 and encodes 467 amino acids. The transcript has 14 exons. The record is from RefSeq and is a predicted model, not a curated record. NCBI's taxonomy places the organism in Eukaryota, Viridiplantae, Streptophyta, Magnoliopsida, Cucurbitales, Cucurbitaceae.